UGGGUAGGUAAGAAUUUGCUUUAAUAAAUAAGCAUGCUUUCUUAUUUAUCAAAAACACUAUAGAGAAGCAAUAAACCAUGGAGAUUGAAACUCUUUCUAGAGAAACUAUCAAACCUUCGUCACCAACACCAUCUGAUUUGAGAAUAUACCCUCUUUCUUUUAUAGAUAACGCUUUUUACCGCAAGUAUGUGCCAGUUCUUUUCUUUUACAACCCAAACGAAGUCACUAACCAAACUUCAAAAAUAUCACAACUCCGCAAAUCGCUCUCUCAGGUUCUUUCCAGAUACUAUCAUUUUGCUGGUAGAUUGAAAGACAAAACCACCAUUGAAUGCAAUGAUCAAGGUGUGUCAUUUAUCAUCACAAAGAUCCAACACAAUUUAUCAGAAAUCGUCCAAAAUCCCACAGAAGAAUUGGUGAACCCGUUGUUUUCCGACGAGUUGCAAUGGAAAAUAAUGGAUUGGAGUGGAAGUUUAUUCAUCAUUCAAAUCAAUUGUUUCGCAUGCGGAGGAAUUGCGAUAAGUAUCCUCAUGACUCACAAGGUUGGUGAUGGUACCACUCUUUUCAAAUUCUUGAACGAUUGGGCCAUCAUCAACCAAAAACUAGAACAACAAAAAAAACAAGAGUUAUCGGUAUUAUUAUCACCUCUUUCUGGGGGAGCUUCGAUUUUCCCCCAGAGAGACAUACCUAUUUUCCAGGAACUUUCCAUUCCGGGUGGAAACAACAUAGUGUAUAAAAGAUUUGUAUUUGAAGCGUCAAAGAUUAAGUCGCUCAAGGAAAGGGUAAGAAAUUCUAUAGAUUUUUCUCCGACACGCGUACAAGUUGUAAGUGCAUUAAUUUACAAGCGCGCGGUUUCAACAAAGGGAUUAAGCUUCAAGAUCACACCAUUCGCCACAGUUGUGGAAGUUCGCAGAAGAAUGGUUCCACCAUUAUCAGAAAACUGGGUUGGGAACAUAGUUUGGUUUGCAUCUAUGAGUCCAAAUAAAGAGGAAAUGGAGCUGGAUGAAUUGGUAAGCAAGAUAAAAGAAGCGUUAUCGGAAUUUUGCGAGGUUUAUCCGAAAAAAUUUGAAGGGAAAGAAGAGGAGGAUUUGUCAUUCAUUUCUGGGUGUUUGGAACAUCUCAAUGAUGGUUAUUAUGAGAAUCAUAAUACGUAUACUUUUAGUAGUUGGUGUGGAUUUCCAGUUUAUGAUGUAGAUUUUGGGUGGGGAAAACCAAUAUGGGUAACCACUUUUGGUUGUUUUAUGAAGAAUUUAAUAUUUAUGAUGGAUACAAGAGAUGGAGAAGGGAUUGAAGCAUUUGUGAGCAUGGAAAAGAAUGAUAUGGAUGCCUUUGAAAAUGAUGUUGAGAUUCUUCAAUAUGCAUCUCUCAAUCCAAGUAAUGUUUGACAUGAGUUAUAUGGGUAGGUUAUUUUCAAUAAGUUUUGAAUUUCAUGUGUUCCGUGGAUUUAUUUAAAUAAGUUAUUAUAGUUUAGUCCAUAUUAUUUCUCUUUA
Lathyrus oleraceus (garden pea) is the source of this 1487-nucleotide messenger RNA. RefSeq names its product tabersonine-19-hydroxy-O-acetyltransferase. The record is from RefSeq and is a predicted model, not a curated record. The transcript has a single exon. The coding region runs from base 78 to 1382 and encodes 434 amino acids. NCBI's taxonomy places the organism in Eukaryota, Viridiplantae, Streptophyta, Magnoliopsida, Fabales, Fabaceae.